This is a messenger RNA of Sphaerulina musiva SO2202, 1925 nucleotides long. RefSeq lists its product as uncharacterized. NCBI's taxonomy places the organism in Eukaryota, Fungi, Ascomycota, Dothideomycetes, Mycosphaerellales, Mycosphaerellaceae. The record is from RefSeq and is a predicted model, not a curated record. The transcript has 4 exons. The coding region runs from base 22 to 1065 and encodes 347 amino acids.
CGUCGAUUCAGUACGCGGACCAUGCUGGCGGCGUUAGCCACAGAUCGCUCUCUAACGUCGCUGCUCGCCUCGCCCUCAGCGCUACGCUCAAAGGUCGUCAAAGCGUGCUACGAGCCCAGCGCCACGAGCAGACCUUCGGCCGCCAUAUCAGCACGCCAGCGACGUCGCGCCGACAUAAACAGGCAUUGCUCCGGCGCCCUGAGUCUGACAGCUGCAUCUUCAGCAAAACUUUCGUCGCCAACCUAUAUAAGGGGGCUCAGAUUCCAGACCACUGCCAGCCCUGCACCACUUUCUCCGAUCCAAUCACCCGACGUGCGACCAGAAGCGCCCCAGCAAGCUUCACGAUUACGACGGUUCGCAUUUGCUUCUGCGCUUUUCUUCAUCUCCUUCGUUGCAGGCGGCGCCAUGGCGGCAGCACCAGUGGCAGAGGCCGUCAAUGGCUUUCUCAAUCCCCCUACCGACGAAGAGACGCUUUCCAUUUUCGAGCCAUCGACUCCCGCCGCUACAGAAAUCAAUGCGCGCAUUGUGAAUCAUCCACUCGCACAAAAGCUCCGUGCCCAAGAAGGAAUGACAGAGUCACGACCUCAUUUGAAGAUUCCACCAGCGAUGCGCCCUCAUAACCUUACGGGAGGAACGCUCCUUGGAGAAAAUAAAAUCGAGGUUCCACCUCUGACCUUCAGUGAGAAGAAUGGCGAGCUGCCUACAUUGGUCCAGAUUUCGUAUCUGGGGUCGGCGCUGUGUGGCCAUCCGGGCAUUGUACACGGAGGGCUACUCGCCACGAUGCUGGAUGAAGGUCUAGCAAGAGCAUGCUUUCCGGCCCUGCCGAACAAGGUCGGAGUCACAGCAAGUUUGAAGAUUGACUAUCGCGUACCAUGUCCAGGCAACAGCUACGUAGUGCUCAAGGCGCAGACAACAAAGGUGGAGGGACGCAAAGCCUGGGUUACGGGCUGGAUCGAGCUCUUGGGCGACGACGAUGGCGAGGGAACUAAGCUUGUUGAGGCAGAAGCCUUGUUCAUUGAGCCGAAGCAGGCGAAGCAAAUGGCAAGAGUAUACAGCACACAGUAAGCAUGUGACGUGACUUUUGGAAGAUGGAAUGGCUAGCAAUGCCGUGCUUGAUGAAUUGAAGAUGUACCCCUUUCCUGCGAGGGCGAAUCUUGAUCAUAUAGACAUAGAUCGAGCUUACUCGACCUCUACACGUUCCCUUCUGCUUCCGCAGCAGAUUCGAAUGCGGAGACUCGAUGCCUGCACAUAGAUGUGCAGACUAAGCAGGGCAUGCGUCUUGCCCUCAAAUGCCCUAGAGUUCAUCUGGUCUGGCGAUUGCAGCCCGAGAACGCCAGCUGCAUGCAUUGCCCUGCCGGAUCGGAAGUGCGGGCUAGAAAUUCGUGCCUUCUGCUGGCUGUGGAAGCUUCUUGUUUGCAGGAGCAGCCAUGUAGCGGCGUAUCUCAAUUAGGAUGGUCUCCAUGGUGAAGUCGCGCUUCCAAACACUCAAGGUAGGGAGCUUGCUAAGGUCAACCUUGCCAGUCCGCUGAUCCACGCUUGGGAGAUUGACUUUGCUGAUGAAAGUGACUUCGGGUGGGCUGUCGGGGUAGUUGGAGCCGCAAUGUAUCUUGAGCGAGUAGAUGCGAUUCUCAUGAACACUGUGAGGUGGUCCCAGUAUCGUGCCGUUCCAGUUGGUCAUGAGGAGAUCGUCGCCUUCGUCGAGGCCGUAAGAACAAGCCUCGGCGCCCAGACCCUUCUCGCCCUUCUCCAGCUCCUCCAGCAGUCGGAAGUUUCGCGGGACCUUCGCCAUGGGUGCACUGGUUGCAGGAUGUGUGUAUGUGUAAUGGCGACGACGUUGUUUGUCGCGUACGGUAUUGGAAGGUAAUGUAGUGGAGACGGAUUAUGGAAAUGGACGCGCCGAGCAGUCAGAUCGGGCAGUGAGUUAC